Molecule: messenger RNA, 2088 nt
Organism: Rasamsonia emersonii CBS 393.64
Lineage: Eukaryota; Fungi; Ascomycota; Eurotiomycetes; Eurotiales; Trichocomaceae
Product: GTPase activating protein for Arf
Exons: 4
Coding region: 1-2088 (695 amino acids)
Biological process (GO): intra-Golgi vesicle-mediated transport; endocytosis; endoplasmic reticulum to Golgi vesicle-mediated transport
Cellular component (GO): Golgi apparatus
Molecular function (GO): protein binding; GTPase activator activity
Source: RefSeq, a predicted model, not a curated record
AUGGUGACUCUGCCAAACAAGCGCCAGCAGGCGCGGAAUGAACGGGCGCUGCAAGAGCUGAUCCGCACGGUACCGGGGAAUGAUCGGUGUGCCGAUUGUCAGGCACGGAAUCCAGGAUGGGCCAGUUGGAAUUUGGGUGUCUUCCUCUGCAUGCGGUGCGCGGCACUGCAUCGCAAGAUGGGUACGCACAUUUCCAAGGUCAAGUCCUUGAGUAUGGAUAGCUGGACAUCCGAACAGGUGGAGAACAUGAGGAAAAACGGGAAUGAGGCUGUGAAUAAGAUAUACAACCCGAGAAACGUCAAGCCACCUGUGCCUAUCGACAUUGACGAGGCCGACUCUGCGAUGGAGCGGUUCAUACGGCAGAAGUACGAACACCGGAGCUUGGAGGAUGGCAAGCCGAAGCCCCCCAGCAGGGACGACUCGGGCUAUCAUACUCACAAGUCGUCGGAGGACUCUCCGCCGCCUCUUCCUCCCAAGAGCGGGAGGAAGUUUGGAUUCGGUCUACGCUCCGUCUCUUCCACUUCGCAUCUCCCUCGAUCCUCCGACAAAAACUCGAAUCCGUCGUCCCCUCGAUCCGACACGUUCGGUUCUCGAUCGCCACCAGUCCCAAUAAACAAACAGUCUCGAGUGUUCGGCGCCAGCGUAGGGGAGAUGAGCUCAUCAUUUGAAUCCAAGCUGGCGGUCUUAAGGGACAUGGGUUUCCCCGAUGACAAGCGGAACGCUACCAUCCUUAAGGGCCUCAGCGGAAAUUUGGAGAGAACGAUCGAAUCGUUGAUUCGGCUUGGAGAAGGAAGCAGUCCGGGCUCUGGAGCCCGUACACCGGUUCCAAAGACGACUCCUCAACCUAGUCCCAAUCCCAGCACAUCUACCAACCCCUUUGAUCGGCUCGAUGAGAAGAACCCGACACAGCAGAACGCUUCCAGCGCGGCGCCAACCAAGUCAUACAAUCCUUUCGAUGUACCAACGAUCCAACAGUCUUCGCAACAGUCUUCGAUACAAUCUCUAGAAGCGUCAUUUCAGAACCUCCAAGUUUCUCAGCCUCUUUUCCCCCAUUCUACCGGCGGCUAUCCCAGUCAACAACAAGGGCCAGCUGCUUAUCAACAACCGCUGACUCCACCAGUUUUCCCGUCUUUGCAAUCCCCGCUUGUGUCCUCACCCCAGCCACUAAAUAGCAACUACAAUCCGUUUUUCCAGUCCGCCAUUCCGGCACAGUCCAGUGGUGGAAAUCCAUACUCCCCUCAAACUCGGAGUCUCUCACCAUCGAACCCUUUCUUUGGCCAUGCUUCGUCACAAGCCCAGCUUGGACCGUCGGCGUCUGCAUCUGUCUUCUCAGCACCAAGCCAGCAAAGGCAAUAUACAGACCCGACGCCAUCCUUUUCUACGUCUAUCUUCUCUCAGCCGCCACCGCAGCAGCAGCAACAACAGUACAGCUCACCCCAAACUUCAUCUAAUCCAUUUGCAUCGAUGACAGCCAGUGCCAAUCCAUCGAUCACUUUCCAGCAGCCUCAAGCGCAACCUCAAUCUCUUUACCCGUCGCAGCCCACCUUUCAGAACCAGCCUCAGCAGCUUGCACCACAGAAGACUGGUCGGAUCGAUAAGAACAGUAUCCUGGCUCUGUACAAUCUCGCCCCGCCCCCGUCUUCGUCUUCCACGACGGAACAGACGCAGCAGGCGCAGCAGACGCCGCAAUCGUCGGACCAGUCGCAGUUUUCAGCAGGUCCCAGUCCAGCUCCAUCGCUGUUGACCAAUUCAUUGGGAUCUACGCCGCAGACCCAGUCGUCGUUCAACAUCUCUACCCCACAACGUAGUGCCACAAUGCCAGAACCCAUGGGAUCGCCGACUUCAGGGUCACGAAACCCCUUCCUGAGUUCAACGACACCGUUUAGCUCGCAGCCGUCAACGACAGCCGCUGCGCCAGGCUCCACAGCUCCAUCUGGGCUUGGAAUUGGCCUUGGAUCCAAAACACCCCAAAUGAACAAUAUCCCUCCAAGGGGCCAUAUGAGCCAAGGCAGCGUUGACGUCAACGGACUGCAGAGUGGCCGUCACAGUCCCGAUGCAUUUGCAAAUCUGAGUGCACGAUACGCUUAG